AUGUAUGGUAUUCUUCUUGCGGAGCGGCUUGGCGGUUCAGUGCUGCCUGAUGUGAAACAGACCGUGGAGUUUCCCCUUCAUCAGUUGACUGGUAGUCCUGAGUCACCUCCAUUGGGAUCACGUCCGAUGUGGUAUGAUCUACCUAACCCGCCUCUCAUCAGCGUCGGAGAUCCCUCCCCAUUUACGACUGCCGAGUUUGUCCUCGGGGAAGGAUCAAAGCAAGCUUUUUUGGAUCCCAGUUCCUGCCACAGUCCCAUAUCCUUUUCGUCCAUUCGUCCACCGGAAGACCGUCUACGCUUCUUUACAGCUUCUGACCUACACGUGGCAAUCGGUCCCUACUCUCACGCAAUGGAUAUUUUCGGUGAUGGCAGCAUAUCGUUGAUGCAUCUGGUACUUCUCUACUGGCAUGCUGACAGGCAUAUCAACAUCCUUGCACGCACUUCCCAAGAUGGUGCUUGGAUCUUGCUAGGCGCAGAUUCAGCUCAUCACCCUGAUCUGAUCACUGGGAAGAUGCAAGUCGCGUGCAGUGUCGACGCGACAACGGGCGUGGUGACAUGUGCCCACCAGUACAAGGCAGUCGCGGAUGAGAACAUUCGCAGAAUGAGGUCGUUGUUGGAGAUAUCCAGGGUGCAGGUUCUGGUAGCACAUGAUAUAGUAUGGUAUGAACAAAACAAGGGUAAAGAAGUCUUCUUACCCUACACAAUACCGCCACUCGUAUAAUGAUGGGUGAUAUGGGAGUCAUGCCAUGGUAGAUGCCAUGCAUUUAUUACAGUACAGUACAAGCUAGACUGGCGACCAGCUACACGCAACGUAGUGGAUGAUCUAGGAGGAGCGCAACUCGAACAGUACAUUAAUAUAUUUUGGUCAACUGUGUACAAUAUGUUAAUAAUCAGACCCACUCCCAACAAAGCAUAACCGCUACCGAACAACCUAAUACC
This is a messenger RNA of Suillus bovinus, 938 nucleotides long. RefSeq lists its product as uncharacterized. The record is from RefSeq and is a predicted model, not a curated record. NCBI's taxonomy places the organism in Eukaryota, Fungi, Basidiomycota, Agaricomycetes, Boletales, Suillaceae. The coding region runs from base 1 to 720 and encodes 239 amino acids. The transcript is spliced from 4 exons.